This is a messenger RNA of Penicillium angulare, 1206 nucleotides long. Its product is annotated as ESCO family N-acetyltransferase. Gene Ontology annotation, cellular component: nucleus; chromatin. The coding region runs from base 1 to 1206 and encodes 401 amino acids. The record is from RefSeq and is a predicted model, not a curated record. Gene Ontology annotation, molecular function: protein-lysine-acetyltransferase activity. Gene Ontology annotation, biological process: mitotic sister chromatid cohesion. The transcript is spliced from 2 exons. Lineage: Eukaryota; Fungi; Ascomycota; Eurotiomycetes; Eurotiales; Aspergillaceae.
AUGCCGUGGACUGUGACCAAUUCUUUUAAGCGAGGCCUGAUGAAAACAUACGGAAGACCAACAUGGCGCGUCUAUGACGAUGAACGAGCCGCGAAAAAAAGACGCGUCCAAGAUGAUAAUGAGGCAGAAACAAAUCUGCAAUACGCGAUUCGCGAGUCUUCCGCGGCCGUAUUAUCUAGCCCUUCGCGACGGAACUCCGUAGUCUUGUCGGAAGGCACCUUGGACGAUAUCGACGAUCUUACCACUCCGCCCUCCUCGCCACCUCCCCGAUUAACUCCUCCGCCAGCAAAUACUCGCAAACCAACUUUUUCUUUUCUUAAGCGCAAGCAUAAAGAUGUCGCCACCGGCUCUCCGCUGACGGAGGUCAACUCCAAUAGUGUGCGCUCCUCCGCGGAUCCGCCCAAGCAGCAGCAACAGCAAUCGCUGCCACAGAAAUUGACGCCAAAAUCACAGGCCCCACUGCGCCAGAUGCAGAUUGAUUUGGGGAAUGAAGUGCGCAAAACAUGUGCGACAUGUGGCAUGGAGUAUAUACCGUCUAACUCGGAAGACGCGGCUUUACAUAAAAAGUUCCACGAGAUGAAUUCGACAGGCGUGGAUUUGGGCAAGGCUUUUAUGCGCGCGAAUGCAUCGCGAUGGGUAUAUGAAGCAACGCGAUUUGAUGAAGGUUACGUGGUUAUUGUGGAUCGCAAGGCUUCACCAAGUGCGAAGAAUCAAGCAAAGAAGGUCCUCGAAGUGGUUAAUAAGGAGUUGUCAUCGCCUGAGAUUGAUGAUGAGGUGCUUUGGAGUCAAACAGAACCUCCCAAACACCUUGUUAAGGACGAAAAUGAAGAGAAGGUAGACCGGUAUCGGGUUUUCUUGCAUAUGAAGGAUAGCCGAUGUGUCGGGCUCUGCCUUACUGAACGCAUCUGGGAAUCACGGCCUGUUAUUCCCGGAGAACAGAAUGGCGCGACUCACAACUCGUCGGUUUCAGUGAAGGAUGAACUUCACCAGGCCAUUGUUGGAGUCUCGCGUAUAUGGACAUCUGGGGCGUCCAGAAGAAAGGGCAUUGCGCUUGAUCUACUGGACUGCGUGGUCAGCAAUUUUAUUUAUGGCAUGGAGAUCUCUAAAGAUCAAAUUGCAUUCAGUCAGCCCACAGAGAGUGGGAAGCGACUGGCUUCUAAGUUUUUCGAAGACGAGGAGACAUGGCAUGUGUAUAACGAGCGUUGA